AUGGUUUUAUUUGGAAGCCAUUGUACAUUCCAUUUCUUCAAAGAAAGAGCACCAGGGGUGGUACCUGAAGCUGUUCUGCCUGCAUUUGGUAUACCCGGUUUUGCCCUGUGCUCUGCCAGUUUAUUGUUCAGCUUUUGGAAGGAAGACAAGAAAGAGACAAUAGAAAUGAUGAUUGCUAGAGCAGUGAUAGCAGAGAGGGAGAAUAGAUUGGAAGAUGCAGACAAGUUCUACCAUCAGGCAACUGUUAUGUGUGAGAAGGAGAAGAACUCACAAGCUUUACUCUAUACAUAUGAUCAGAUGGCUAACUUCAACAUGAGGCAUGGUCGGUUGAUGAAGGCGGAGAAUCUCUUCAAGGAGACACUGAAGCUCCUGUUGAGCUCAGGGAUCCAGCAGGAGGAUCCAGGAGUAGUAGAGAUCUCCUUGAAGCUCUCUCGGAUCUAUGAACGCAUGGGAAGCAGAAAUGAUGAAGCAGAUGUAGGAUUCAAAUGGUGCAUCGACACAUCAGAGAAACUACUCAAAGACACACCCGAUGAUUCCACAGUAGAAAGCUACAUGUAUGACAAGAUAAUGAACCUGAAAUCCUUGUUAGGUAUGUGUCUGGAUGCCUACGCUCGGUUUCUUGGUGCGACCAACAGGCUAGCUGAUGCAGAGAGGUUGUAUAAGAGAGCCCUAGAGAUAUGUGAAAGUGACCUUCAGGUGGAUGGCUCUCCACACCCUCAGACGGUUGUCUUGCUGAAUGACUUGGGGACAAUCUGUGAUAUGAGAGGGAACCGAGACGAUGCGAUUGAGCAUGUUGAACGAGCAGUAGAGUUGGCCGAGAAGUCAUCCCCAGCAGUAUUACCCACCAUCCUUUGUAAUCUCGCUUCUAUCAAGAUGCAUAAAGGUUUGAAAGAUGAAGCCAGAACCAUCUACAAGAGAGCAUUGAAGCUUGCAGAGAAAGAAGGUGACCGAGAAGCAGUACUUAUCAUCAGGGCUAACCUCCAGAAAGUUUUAUGAUAGCGUCCAGUUACUUGUUAUGUAUUACCUGGAGUGAAAGACUUUAUCUCAUCUCAACGCCCCCGAGGAAGAUACAAAACUUGGGUAACUAUGGUAAUUUUGCCAUUACCAUGGAAAGCUUGUAAACAUUGGCUGCUUUAGCCAUUCCCAUGGUAUUUGCCAUAAGGACAAAGUUAAAUUCCAUAUUUGCUCUGAUGACAAACUCUUUCCUAGAAAAUCAUGAGCAUGUACAUGCCAAAUAUAGUCCCCAACCUCAAACUUUUCACUAUAAUCCAUAUAAACCAUAUUGGUUUAUCCUGAACCUAACAUCCUAUCAUGACACAUACCUUAACUCUUGAAGACAGGAGAUAUUGUCUUGAGAACAAAUACUUGGUCACUCAUACGGUUGUCAUGGAGGAAGAGAUCAGCACCUACAAGUAAUUUCUCAAGCAGGAAACCAUGUCAGAACAACCACAUAACAUUACAAAUAUUUGUGAUCUGCAGAGAGCUCACUACAUGAAAUCGUUUGAUAAGAUUACUGCAUGAAACUUUUGUUUUACCAUAUAACAAGCUUCCUAUUUGGACAUUGAAAUAUGUCUCAGCUGUAUCGAAUUGAUAGGAUUUCUGUUACAAAUGUUUGGUGUUAUUCUGGACUGAGAUUCAGAAUCUCAAUGGAAAGUCUACUAGAAAGGUUUGUAUCCACGUGGUCUGCAAGCAGAAUAUGGCCCAAUUUUCAGAUCUUCUAAAACCAUCAUGGUUAUUUCCACUUGGUCAUAUAUCAAUUUGGUCCAUUUAUCCAUAUGGAAGCGCUUCCUUUUCAUCUAUUGCUACAUACAUUGGCCCUUCACUCUGUAAACUUAACAGCAUUGAACUCUUUAAAUUGUGCCUCAAAACUCACUUAUUUCAUCAGAUCUGUAGAAAUUAACUUAAUUUGAUAGGCCUGCACCUAUGAAUGUUUAUGACAGAUAUAUGGCACAAUAAAAUGCUGUGGAUCAUCAUCAUCAUUUCAUGGUCUCGUUCUCAGAUCAUCUACUGUAUAACCACCAUGGCUAAACCCACUCGGUCUACUCUCAGUAUGGUCUGAUUGCUAUGUGGGCCAACCUUCACUUAGUCUUAUACUCACUUGGGCUAUCUGUUAUUUAGUCUAAUGCCUGCAAGGUCUAAUUUCCAUGUCCUCUAUCAACUUUUGUUUGCACUAGUUGUCAAAUGAAAACUUGGUUCAUAAAUAGUUCAUCUAAUCAUAUUGACUCGGCGAAUAUUAGACAAAAUGGGUAUGUAUGGUCUCACUGGAAAUUAGACGGAACAGUAAAUGGAUUUAAUGGUAAUUAGGCUAGGUAGCAUGAGACCAAAUGAAAAGUAGACCAAGUGGCAAUUUACCACUAUCAAGGCGAGCUCUGAACCAAGAAAUCUAGUGCGAACACACUAUUGCAAAUAGAGUUUAGAUCAAGAUUUUUAUGAACGUCAUGUUGUUUUGGGUUACAAUUCAAAUGGACUAGUUAUAUUGAGUGAUGAUUACUUGUGAUUCAUUUGUUUACAUUGUUUAGAGUUAUAGCAUAAUUAUAUAAAGAUUUGAAGGAAUGUUAUUAAAACAGAUUUUAUGAAAUCAUU
Lytechinus pictus (painted urchin) is the source of this 2583-nucleotide messenger RNA. Its product is annotated as tetratricopeptide repeat protein 19, mitochondrial-like. The transcript is spliced from 9 exons. Lineage: Eukaryota; Metazoa; Echinodermata; Echinoidea; Temnopleuroida; Toxopneustidae. The record is from RefSeq and is a predicted model, not a curated record. Gene Ontology annotation, biological process: mitochondrial respiratory chain complex III assembly. Gene Ontology annotation, molecular function: protein binding. Gene Ontology annotation, cellular component: mitochondrial inner membrane. Bases 1 to 996 code for a protein of 331 amino acids.